Messenger RNA from Condylura cristata (star-nosed mole), 1631 nucleotides. It is a transcript of the gene JKAMP, whose product is annotated as JNK1/MAPK8-associated membrane protein. Bases 75 to 1010 code for a protein of 311 amino acids. Gene Ontology annotation, molecular function: ubiquitin protein ligase binding. Lineage: Eukaryota; Metazoa; Chordata; Mammalia; Eulipotyphla; Talpidae. Gene Ontology annotation, cellular component: membrane. Gene Ontology annotation, biological process: response to unfolded protein. The record is from RefSeq and is a predicted model, not a curated record. The transcript has 7 exons.
UGGCCCGGAUGUCCGGCCGCUGAGGCUGCAUCUGCAGAAUCCCGAGCUGCUCCUGGCAAGCCUACCAGCGGCCAAUGGCUGUCGAUAUUCAACCAGCAUGCCUUGGACUUUAUUGUGGGAAGACUCUGUUAUCUAAAAAUGGCUCAAAUGAAAUAUAUGGAGAGUGUGGGGUGUGUCCAAGAGGACAGAGAACAAAUGCACAGAAGUAUUGUCAGCCAUGCACAGAGUAUCCAGAACUUUAUGAUUGGCUCUACCUUGGAUUUAUGGCUAUGCUUCCUCUUGUCUUACAUUGGUUCUUCAUUGAAUGGUACUCGGGUAAAAAGAGUUCCAGUGCACUUUUCCAGCACAUCACAGCAUUGUUUGAAUGCAGUAUGGCAGCUAUUAUCACCUUACUUGUGAGCGACCCCGUUGGUGUUCUCUAUAUCCACUCAUGUCGAGUGUUGAUGCUUUCUGAUUGGUACACUAUGCUUUACAACCCAAGUCCAGAUUAUAUCACCACAGUGCACUGCACUCAUGAAGCUGUCUACCCCCUGUACACCAUUGUAUUUAUCUAUUAUGCAUUCUGCUUGGUAUUAAUGAUGCUUCUCCGACCUCUUCUGGUAAAGAAGAUUGCCUGUGGGUUAGGGAAGUCUGAUCGCUUUAAAAGUAUUUAUGCUGCACUUUACUUCUUCCCAAUUUUAACCGUACUUCAGGCAGUUGGCGGAGGCCUUUUAUAUUAUGCCUUCCCCUACAUUAUAUUAGUAUUGUCUUUGGUUACUCUGGCUGUGUACAUGUCGGCUUCUGAAAUAGAGAACUGCUAUGACCUUCUGGUCAGAAAGAAGAGACUUAUUGUCCUCUUUAGCCACUGGCUACUCCACGCCUAUGGAAUAAUCUCCAUUUCCAGAGUGGACAAACUUGAGCAAGAUUUACCACUUUUGGCUUUGGUACCCACACCAGCGCUUUUUUACUUGUUCACUGCAAAAUUUACUGAACCUUCACGGAUACUCUCAGAAGGAGCCAAUGGACACUGAAUGUACGAUGCCAAGAAAAGUAUAUUUAUACUAUUGUCAUACAUGAAAUAAGUGUAUCUUAGUGUUUUGACGUAACAGUUUUAACUGUCAGUAAAUAACAGGAAUUUCAGACAUUUCUCCGUCUGAAAUUACACAGUAUAAUACACUAUGCACUUAGCAUUGGCACAUGAUACUAGAUGCCUAUUAGGGUGCACUUACCUCCACAACAAUUCAGAUUUUAGGGCAAAACUAUGUCCUUGUGUACCCAGAGACGUGUGGUUUCCAUUUCUAUUAAGAAAAACUUAAGUAUAUAAUCUGAAAUCCUUAGCAUUGGCACGGUUGUGCAUGCCCUUGUAUUUCAGUUAUAAUGCAUUAUAAGGACAAACAUUUGUGGGAGGUCUCAUAACAAACAUGGAAGUAAAGUAUGUUGUUUUUGUUACCUAUUUAUUUUCACCAAUGCAGUAUUUUGAUCUGUAGAAAAAUAGAGCAUAACUUAUUUAACAGGUUAUCUGUUCAUAAGGUAGUUUGGUUGUAGACAUCGUCAAAUUAUUUCUUUUUCUGUAACGAAAAUAAUAAAAUUUAAUCAUAAGAAAUGUCAAGAUUAGUAUCUCUUUCCCAAGUGAAUAUGUAUUCAUACUCAAA